Messenger RNA from Daphnia pulicaria, 3005 nucleotides. Its product is annotated as fibroblast growth factor receptor-like 1. The transcript is spliced from 11 exons. Lineage: Eukaryota; Metazoa; Arthropoda; Branchiopoda; Diplostraca; Daphniidae. The coding region runs from base 444 to 2372 and encodes 642 amino acids. The record is from RefSeq and is a predicted model, not a curated record.
UGACUUUCCCCCCAGUCCUGUUGCUACACGCUCACAGAUAACUCUAGCUGAUAUACCACCGGACAACGCAGUUCACAAUUUUCCACCAUUCAGUCUAUCCACACCGUUAAAACACUCAAUUUUAAUUCGAGCAAAUAAAGAGUAACACGCCAAAAGUUGACCAUCGGACGUGCGCGUGAACGUGACAUUGUCUCAUCUUGUGAUUACAUCAUUAUUAUUAUACACGGUGGAACGUGACAAUUUAUCACUGCGAGUCUACCCAACAAGGCUGAUCCGGUUUUGGCGCCAUAGCGGAUCACCUAAUCAGUUCAGAUGGUGUGAAAAAGACACGGGGGUUGAACCAGUCGUAUAAUCGAUUUUGCGUCACUGCAAAACGCAUCAGUGACUACGCACGAUUGGCGACUCUAAUCAACCAUCUGUUGCAUCAACUUGAUGCUCUUAAGAUGACCAAAACAUACUUCACCAUCGCUGUCAUCAUAUUUUUGGCCAGCAACAUCACUGGAACUUUUUCCAAGGGUCCUCCAGUGAUAACCACUUCUCUUCAACCACGUUUUACUGGUAAAUUAGGAGAAGUCAUCCGUUUUAUAUGUCCCAUCAGAGGUGAUCCUGAACCAAUUUUCGAAUGGUAUAGGAACGGAGAAAGAGUCAUGGAGUACUGGGACCGCUAUCGGCUUAUUAGCAAAGGUUACUCUCUCAACAUUCAACGCCUUGAGUGCGAGGAUCAAGGAACUUACAUCUGCAAGGCCGUCAACGGUUUUGGCGUUCAUGAAAUAAGCUUUCAAUUGGAUCUCCUAGACGAAUCGAUGCAAGAAGCUUGUAAAUCUAAUAGCGACGAAGUGUUCUCAUCGUCCAAACCCAUCAUCUUACACAAAUCCAAAAAGUCGAAGCACAUGCUCAAACCGGCCAGUUAUGAUGUCAUGCUCAAGUGCAUCGCCGUCGCCGAGCCAAUUCCCAAAUUCCAUUGGUUCAAAGAUGGAGUGGAGAUCAUUCCCGAGAAGGGAAACGCGGAGCCUAAAUAUUCCGUGCGCUCCAUCGUACUUUCGGAAGAGGAUCUAACUGAAGUCAACGAGAAGGAGGGCAUGCGAUCCACGCUGCAUAUCCGCCAUGCCAGGGGAUCGGAUACGGCCAACUACACGUGCCGAGCCGAGAACGAACAUGGAUGGGAUGAGUUGACGCACAUCUUGGAAGUUGUCGAACGUCAAGUUCCUCGACGUCCAGAAUUGCAUCCAGAUUUCCCGCCGUUUCAUACGUGGGUAGAAGCAGGGCAAGCCGGCUCUUUAUCUUGCAGAGUCGAAUCAGAAUUUCCACCCGAAAUUCAUUGGCUAAAGCGGCUUACGCCAAGUCCUGGUUCGUCAAAAAUCAUCCAGCCUCCUACGCCCGAUGAAGCGGAAGUCGAAAACAUUCAUUCCCAGUUUAUCGUCAACCGAACAAUCACUAUAGGAAACAUCAAAUAUCAGAUUCUACCUUCAGCUUUACCUAAACUGAUAGACGGUUACUACUCCUCAAUUUUACUACUCUCGAAAAAGAGCCAGGAAGUUGACUCUGGAAUCUACGUCUGCUUGGCUUUGAAUAAUGCCGGAUUCAACUACCGACAAGUUUACUUCAAUGUCACCAAUAAUUACCCGCAUCCAACUACAGAUGAAAACUAUCCAGGGCGUAACCCGAGUGAAGGAUGGAGUGAUAAGAAUCAUGCUACAACCACUGCAGUUGUUGUCGUCGUGGUCGUUUGCGGAUUGCUCGCAAUGGUUGUGUCAUGCUUCGUCUGGAAGAGGCGCAAAAACCAUCUCAAAGACAAAAGUCUUAGCGCUUCGGCUCCCUCAUUUUGCCCUUCAGUUCCGGAAGCUAUUAUCAUACAGCAACCCACUCCAGUCACUCCAACACUUCCGGACUAUUCAGUCUUCCGGGAGGGACUAUCCAGCGGUAAUGGCGCAACGCCUCCAGCCUCCCAUAGUUCUCGAUCGGAUCCAGCUCAGAAUCCUCAAGCGUUGGCUCCGCAAGCCAAUAAGGAAGUCUCACAGCCGCGAGUGUAUUAUCUGUCAGCGCGGCCGUCAUCCAACACCAUCACCAACAGCCCACGGCAGCCGAAAGUAAUCCAGCAGCAGCAGCAGCGAACGAAACUGAACAGUUCCAGCGGAAGGAGCGGAAACGGAUCUCGUCAGCAUCAUCGCUCAUCGCCCCGGAGUGCCAAUAAUCAUCAUUACUAUAUCAAUCCAUCGCAUCACCAUCACCGCCAACCAGUGCCGCCAGAAGCCAGGUCGUUGACGACUGACACUUCCUUCCACAGCGACUCGUUUUAUCCCGAUUGGUCGGCCCAUCCCCAUCACAUUCGAUUGCCUCACCCGUCUCCCGAGAGUAGCUUUGAUCAGCUUUGAGAUUCAAUAGUCUAGUGCCAGAUCGAGACGAUCGAUCCGGAUCGUUGACGCAUUGAGAUUGAAAUUCAGCACUCACCCACUCGUUGAUCCACACACACUUGCGCCUAUAUAUCAAACUCGUCGCCGUUGUCGAUCGAUCGACGGCAAUCGGAAGCUGAGUGGCCUAGAGUACAAGUGCUGUUGUAUACGUUCGCCAGAGCUAUAAACAUUUAUUUUUCAGUCGUACUGAAAUGGAUACCAAAUACUCGCGCUUCAUGUGUUUGUCGAAAAACCUGUCAUUUUGCAGCUAUCAUGCGUACGCCAUCUAGUCGUUUCACAUUGAGUAAUAUCGUCGCCAGGCUGCUGUAUAAUAAAUAAUAAUAACUACCGUAAUAAUAUAUAUGUAUAAAUAAUAGAAAACCAAAAAUAUUCUGUUGAUUCUUUCUUUGUUGGCAUUGUAUUAAUCAUCUGUGUAUAUUAUAUAUUUACAAAAUAUUAUUUUAAAAAAAAAAAGAAACGCAAAAGCUUUGAUGACAGCCUUAAAGAACUGUCUUGGCUCUCUUCGAAACGACAACAAUUUAAAGCUGGGCAUUCACUCCGAUAAAAGUCGUAAUAAGCGGUACGUAGUACAUCGUCGACAUCUAUAAUAUAAGU